GAACCCGAUCCGCAGAAACGUUCAUAGAGGCUCUUCAGCAAAUGGGAUACAGUUACGUAGAUUACAAUGGUUACCAGCAAAUAGGUGUAUCAUAUGUUCAAGCAACUCUGCAAGACAGUAGAAGAUGCAGUGCUGAAAAGGCGUAUCUUAGAAAGGCACAAGAAAGAGGCAAUUUGAAGAUCAUUAAAAAAGCUCUUGUAACAAAAGUCAUUAUAAAUCCAAUUACAUUAGAAGCUGAAGGAGUGAAAUAUGAACGAGACGGAAUGUAUUAUACUGCUAAGGCCAGAAAGGAAGUAAUCCUUUCUGCUGGAGCAUUUCACUCACCACAACUGCUCAUGCUCUCCGGAAUCGGUCCAAGGUACCAUCUGAGCGAACUCGACAUCCCCGUCCUUAAAGAUCUUCCUGUGGGUCAAAAAAUGUACGACCAUCUGUCCUUCCCAGAAUUGGUAAUCACUUUGAACGAGUCAAUAGUAUUUAAGGCCAGCUCUUUCGGCAUCAACGAGUUCAAAAAGUACUUCUCAAAUCAGCCAAGUCUAAUAAGCACUCUUGGAGGUGUGGAAGCUUUGGCGUAUCUAAAUCUAAACCUUACCAACCGUAAUCCUACUUAUCCAGACGUAGAACUAAUUUUUAUGGGAGGCGGAUUACACUCAGACUUCGGAUUAAUUACAAGAAAAACGUUUAGAAUUACAGACAGAAUGUAUAACAGAAUUUGGAAGCCCAUUGAGAACGAAAAUGCCUGCCAGAUAUUACCCAUGUUGGUGCAUCCUAAAUCUUAUGGUUAUAUUAAGCUGAAAUCCAAGGAUCCUCAUGUUCAGCCCAAACUUUAUGGAAAUUAUUUAACAGAUGCGUACAAUGAAGAUGUGAGAACAUUUAUAGCGUCGAUCAGGGCCAUACAAGAAAUUAUCCAAACUCCGGCAUUUCAACGAUAUAACGCCCAAUUGCUGGAUACGCCUGUUCCAGGAUGUGAACUGUUUCGUUUUGAUUCUGAUCCCUACUGGGAAUGUGCACUGCGUCACUUAGCAGUAACACUACAUCAUCAAGUAGCAACAUGUAAAAUGGGUCCAAAACAUGAUCCCGAAGCGAUAGUGGACAGUUCGCUUAGAGUUUAUGGGAUUAAGAGACUUAGAGUUGCCGAUGCAAGUGUCAUCCCCCUACCC
Molecule: messenger RNA, 1157 nt
Organism: Agrilus planipennis (emerald ash borer)
Lineage: Eukaryota; Metazoa; Arthropoda; Insecta; Coleoptera; Buprestidae
Product: glucose dehydrogenase [FAD, quinone]-like
Exons: 1
Molecular function (GO): oxidoreductase activity, acting on CH-OH group of donors; flavin adenine dinucleotide binding
Source: RefSeq, a predicted model, not a curated record